AUAAAAAACAUCUCUUAUAUUUUUGUCUAGCUCAUUCUCAGCUUUUAAUCUCAUAUCACACUCACUCUGUCUAGCUCUAGCAAAUAAAACCCAUUGCUCCUCUUCCAAAACAACCUCAUCCAUCUCCUUCCACCUCUAAAAAUCUGCAGCAUGGCCUUGUUUGCUUUUGCAGCAGUGCUUCUUUUGGCCUUCACCAGCUCUUCAAGUGCCACUUGGUGCGUUUGCAAGGAGGGAAGUGAUACCAUACUGCAGAAAACCUUAGACUAUGCGUGUGGAGCUGGGGCUGAUUGUAACCCUUUGCACCAAAAUGGCCCUUGUUUUCAACCAAACACUGUUAGAGCUCACUGUAACUAUGCAGUUAACAGCUAUUUCCAAAGGAAGGGUCAAGCUCAAGGUUCUUGUGACUUUGCAGGAACUGCCACUGUUACUGCAUCAGAUCCCAGCAGUGCAGGAUGUUCCUACCCUGCUAGCUCCAUGUAUGCAUAUUGAACCAUUCUGUUUUUCAUCUUCUGUUACCUUUAGUUUGGAAUUUGAUUCUUCAAAACCUUUAAACAACUUUACAAAUUUGCUCCUCAACAAGCUCUGGUUUAGUUUUUGUUUUCUUUUGCCUAAAGUUUGGUGUGGUAAUUGGUAUGUUGUAUUGUAUAUAGUAUACACAUUUAGUAGCAUAGUGGCUAGUGACUUUAUAUGGUAGCUAACUUUACUUUUCUCAUAAUAAUGGAGAAUGAGAGCUAUGCUUACAUUAAAAUUAUCCAUUCCCCACAAAAGGUUUUCUUUUGAGAAAGUGGGGAAGAGGAUGC
Vigna umbellata (rice bean) is the source of this 800-nucleotide messenger RNA. NCBI's taxonomy places the organism in Eukaryota, Viridiplantae, Streptophyta, Magnoliopsida, Fabales, Fabaceae. The record is from RefSeq and is a predicted model, not a curated record.